Pogonomyrmex barbatus (red harvester ant) is the source of this 4478-nucleotide messenger RNA. RefSeq names its product Low-density lipoprotein receptor repeat domain-containing protein cueball (gene cue). Gene Ontology annotation, molecular function: Wnt receptor activity; Wnt-protein binding. Gene Ontology annotation, biological process: canonical Wnt signaling pathway. The record is from RefSeq and is a predicted model, not a curated record. Gene Ontology annotation, cellular component: plasma membrane. NCBI's taxonomy places the organism in Eukaryota, Metazoa, Arthropoda, Insecta, Hymenoptera, Formicidae.
CGCACGGCCGCCACAGAGUGAGGACGUGUGACGCUUCUCGGCGUGUGUACUCGUAAAAAUCGGAGGGGGAGAGAAAGAGAGAGGGAUACGUGGCCCGUGUAGUUCUCGCUCGUGCUCCUCAUCUCGCCUCGAUCUGUCCACGCGAAUGCCGAACGACUGCCAGUCAUGAUCACCGCCGAGACGCGAUACCUUUUGCCGACGCUCGUCCUGCUGUGCAACCUCGUGGUCGCGUACGCCCGUUCCUGGGAUUUAGCCGUCGUAAUCGGCAACGAAAUCGACUUUUUCGCUCGUAACAGUACGCUCAUGGGCCAUGCUAACAUUGGAGAAGCCGUUUCUUUGACCGGAGUAGCAUAUGACGAUACUACUCGAAUGAUGUAUUUGUCCGACGUAAGGAACAAUGUGUCUAUAUUCAGUAACAAUCUCACGGAGAAGAAUUUCACGUCAACUCCCCUACUGAAGAAGGAGAAUGGAAUGCACGUCAUCGGAAUUGUUUUCGACACGUCGUUACACACUUUAUUCUGGGUCGAUGCCUUGAAGGAAACCAUUGCGAAGAUGCACGUAUCACAGCACGGUGAACCGGGUGAUCCUGUCAUUUUGCACAAUCUCACUGGGAACAACCCACGUGGUGUCGCCCUCGACGUGUGUAACAGCCGCAUAUACUGGACGAACAGCAACACUACGAACCCUAGUAUCGAGUGUUCCAAUCUUGAUGGGAGCGAUCGGAGAAUCGUUAUUCAGGAGAAUUUAUAUGAACCCCUGGCAGUGGCGAUCGAUCAUGCAGAGCAGAAACUAUACUGGAUCGACGAUGUCGAGGGAAUCCACUUCAAGAUCGAACGCAGCAACUUGGAUGGCAGCGAGCGAGAACUGCUGGUUCAUAAUAAGCACCAGCAACCGGUUUAUCUGGCAGUGGAUAAGGAAUCGAUGUAUUGGUCCGAUUGGGUGCACAGCGCGAUAUGGACCAUGCCAAAGAAAGCCAAGGUUGGGGAUUAUCCGAUACAGUUCAAAUCAUACUAUAACUCUAAAAGGGACGCCGAUCCGGCGGGCAUUGUAACGCGUGACAACGUCGGUCAAAUCGAUUGCGCGACGAUCCUAUCGACAAUAGAGAAGAGAACGAAUCUAUCCGCGGCUGUUCUACGAUCAGCCGUUGAGACGUUCAACAAUCUAACUACCAGCACGGAGGAAUCGGAUUUGACCACCGAGAGCUCCAAAUACUGCCUAAAUAACGGCCACCUGAACAAAACGGACAACACGUGCCGAUGCAAAGAAGGGUUCGUCGGACCCUUUUGCGAAAUUUCCCUCUGUCACAAUUACUGCCUCCGUGGUAAAUGCAUUAUAAAUCAUCACGGAUUUCCCGAAUGCGAAUGCGCGGACACAUUUAGCGGCGUUCGCUGCGAAAGAGACAUUUGCAACGGUUACUGCCUUUUCGAUGGUGAAUGUUCCGUCCAAAAUGGAAGGCCAGUCUGUAGCUGUAAAUAUUCCAAAGGGACCCGAUGCGAGGAACCGAACGACAUCGUGGAGAUCUGCGCAUUUUAUUGUGCGAGCGCCCGCACUGAAUUACCUAACGUGACGUCGUGCAGGUGUACGGAUUCUAAUCAAACGGCCGAAAGAAUUACGCUUACUAAAAGUUUUCAAGAUGGUACGCUAUUAUCGAUAUUCGUAGGCCUCACUAUUCUGUUUCUUAUAAUGGUCGGCGUACUCAGUUACUAUGUCAACAAAUUACGAAGGCGACCGCGAAUCAAGAGGCAUUACGUGGUUAGUAAGGGCAUUACGCCGCUCACAUCCCGACCGCAGAUACCGGACAAUCAGUGCGAAAUUACCAUAGAGAAUUGCUGCAACAUGAAUAUCUGCGAAACUCCAUGUUUCGAACCAAAAUUACGAAGUGGCGUGCCAAGGAGCAAUAGUAUGAAAAAAGAAGAGAAGAACUCCUUGUUGGAUAAUAUGGAGGGUAAUUCGUGCUAGCACAUGCUACUUUCAUCUCGUCCUAUGAAAUGGCGAAAAUUCUGCACGAGCUCUGCAUCGCGUCGGAGAUCGUAUACGCUAAAUCUUUCCACGUUUGUAUAUAAUAUGACGGUGAAUUCUAGUAUUGUUGUUAAGUUUGAAAACAUCCGCGUUGAUGGGAUACUGUAUCGGCAACGAUUUCCCUCCAUCUUGAAAAAGAAAGCCAAAGGUCUUUUUAGAAAGUCCUAUUUCUUAGUACGUCAUACACGUUAGGGCUGUGUUUUAGAACCAUUCUUCACUUAGUAGUCAUUAAAUUUAUCAUUUUAUAAAGGAUUGGACGUUGGAUCAAACAGAAAAAAGUUAUAAUAGCAUCUAAUUCUUGAGGCUCAUUUUAGAUUUUGAUGUCAUUAUAACUUUUUGUUCUGCUUGGAUCGAUUUAAUUAUAGAAUACACGCUGAUUUAAAAUUUUUUUUUUAAAUCUAUUAGACGCGCAAUUUCUUCCGCUCGCAGUUGUAAGCAACAUUAAAAUUUUAAAUAAUGACGCAAGAUAUUAUUAUCUAUUAUGAAAAUGUAAAUAAUACUUUUCAUUGUUUUCUUAUAUUAUUAAUACAUCUUCAUAAAUAGAUGACGAUAACUCAAUUAGAUAAAUCAGUUUUUAAAGCAGUAUGUAAAAUAAUAAUAACUUCUAAUAAAAAUUCAUAGAAUUUUCAUCUCACAAAAUUAAACAGGAGAUAAAAUGAUAUUGAUCAUCCAUGAUUGAGAUAAGCAAGCGAAGGGAAUUGCGUAUAGGCAGCUUAAUAAGAACUUUUCUAUAAUCUAUCUGCUGAACAACAUAAUCUUGUUAUGAAAAGUGCUAAUAUUUCUUUAUCUUUUAUCACGUUUUAUUUUUGUUUAUUUCUCUUUACCAUUUAAAAAAGAAUUUGUGAGCAAAUUGAAGAGAGGAGAGAGAAAGUGAAAGAUAAGGAAAAUGUAGCUAUCGCAAUUAUAAGGGAUGUGCAAAAGUUGCCUUAAGCGAUAAUUCUAAUCGUUGCUCAAAUCACUGACAAAGUACUACAUUCCUGAAAGAAAUUUAGAUCGCGAUAUGGCAUCGCAGAGAUAAAUAAUUCUCUUAUAACAUUUUUUGACUGAACCACCUGUCAACGAAGUUUACAGUACGUAAAUUUUGUCAGUAAUUUUAUCAUGCCAGUUCAUAAUUCGACAUUUGUCAUUUUUUUGUCGAUUUUACAUCUCAUUCACGCGGAUUAUCGUCGUGCAAAAGUUUAUAUUUCGGUACAAACGCUUCUCUCUAACUCCAUUCUCAAUUAAUCUAUUUCGUAUAGAUUUCCAUAACUGUUCAAUCGCUGACCAUUCUUUAUCAUACUGUGAGUACAACAUACGCGUGUAUAUACAUGUACAUCUAACAUUUGUGAAUACGCAGAACGAAGAAUUCGGAUUGGGUCGUGCUUUUAUGCACUUAAAGAUCCUAUAACACGAAUUCACCGCUGUUGGAUGUUAAUUCAAUUCGGGAAUCGUUAUCACUGAUGUAAAUUCAGAGUAGUAAUAUGAAAAUUUUAUGUGGCAUUGUCUAAGCAACUAAAUAUGUAACACGCAUACAUAUAUUAUAUUACGAGGUGUAUACUAGAUAAAAAAUAGGAAAAUGUUCAAAGAGUCACAAUAUAUGCAAACGAUCCUCAUUCGAAUAUUGGAUACCCAGUGAUAAAUUACACUGUAGAUCUGUGAAACUUUGCCAGAAGUUUCCAAUGUGCUUAUACACCGAUAAUAUCUGUAAAUCUUAAUUUAUCUGAUUUCGAAGGUCAUCAGGAUCGUUUUUUGUAUGGUAUCGUUUGAAGAUACCCAUAGCGUUUAUUGCAGAACAAAAUCCGUUUACUUAAUUCUGAAAGCUUUUGUUCUGUAUCGAUAUAUGUAACGCGAAGCCAACUUUUAAAUCUACUUCUUUUCUUCCAAUUUUAUUCCGUCGCGGGAGCGAAAUAUUAUCCAUGAAUUUUAUUCUAUAUCGCGUGUAAUUAUGAUUUAUAUGAUGUACAUGCGAAGUCACAUACGAGAUAUAUAGCGCACUUGUACAUUACAAUUGAUUUUAUUUCGGUUCUUCCAUUUAUAAGGAGGAUGAUCGCAAAUUUUAUUUUUUUGUAAUAUCUAUAUUUUUGCGCAAAUCGAUUAUAGUGCAUAGCAAUUACUUAAAGCAUAUAAUCUGUUACAUACACCAAAGUUAUUUUUGCUAGUAAUAAUAAUAAAGUGAAACAGUACAAUAUUAUUGGUUUGCGGAAUAAUAUUGCAAUAAUAUUGAAUUAAAAUAUUAGACCUUGUUUUACGAUGUUACAUGAAAGUUUCGUAUUAUCAAAAGUUUUUAUUUUUAACUGUCUAACUUAACUCAUGUUAUAAGAGUGGCAAACCAAUGAUUACCAUGUUGUUCAUUUAAUUUAUAGGGUUUAUAUUAUUCUUUAUGAUACGGAAUAAUGUUCCUGUCGUUGUGGCAACAAAUUAUUCACAGUACAUGACGAUGCUUUUUGUUCCUGUAUACGAUAGAUGCUACUUGAAGAAAA